Molecule: messenger RNA, 2736 nt
Organism: Trichoplax adhaerens
Lineage: Eukaryota; Metazoa; Placozoa; Uniplacotomia; Trichoplacea; Trichoplacidae
Exons: 28
Coding region: 1-2736 (911 amino acids)
Biological process (GO): RNA export from nucleus; protein export from nucleus
Cellular component (GO): cytoplasm; nucleus; RNA nuclear export complex
Molecular function (GO): RNA binding; nuclear export signal receptor activity
Source: RefSeq, a predicted model, not a curated record
AUGGAUCCAAUGAUGUUGACUCCUGAAAUUGAAGGAGAAGUUCAACAACUUGCAAUGGUAGUGGGAGAAGUCCUUAAUCCAGCUACUAGUCAACAGCGACGACAUGAAUUGUAUAUGAUUUGUGAAGAUAUUAAGGAGAAGUCUACGAAUUGUCCAAGAUUAGGUUUGGCACUUAGCCAGCAAAAUUAUCCAUCUCUCACUCGUCACUUUGGAUUACAAUUGCUAACACAUUGUGUCAGAUUCCGCUGGCAAAAUAAAAUCAGUAAUGAUGAAAAGGCCGGGAUUAAGAAUCGAUCAAUAGAGUUAAUACAGGAAAUUAAGCCAGGUGUAAUGGAAGAGAUUUACAUUGUGGACAGUAUAAGCCGAUUGUUGGUCGAGCUGAUGAAAAGAGAGUGGCCUCAACAUUGGCCGGACUUGAUGAAUCGACUUCUAGAUUUAUGUAAUAUGGGGCCUAGUCAGGUAGAAGUUACGCUAUUAAUAUUAUUAAGAUUGGCGGAAGAUAUUAUAAUUGGCCAGGAUACUGCUUUAUUGCAUCAAAGCUGUACAGUAAUGAAACAAGCGUUAUGGCCACAUUUGUUCUCUAUAUUCGGUUUAUUUUCUGCAACAUUAAAUGAAUGCAUUAAAUCAGUAAAUACGCAGGCAACAAAUGAAAAUCUUAAAAUUGCAGCUUCUGAGUGCUUAUUACAAGUAACUGGGAGAAAAAGCGAAUCGGAAAAUUGUCAAUAUCAGCCAUCCACUAAUCUUAAGAAGUACCUGAAUAUUAUUUUAGCUUUGACAAAUCAUCCUUGUCAAACUGUCUCAGCAAUUGCCCAACCUUUAUGGAUAUCAUUUAUGAGCUCUGAACAUAUAAGAAAGAAUGAUGUACUUCGUGAGAUUAUUCCUGGCGUUUUAUCCAAUAUACAUUGCCGACUUAUAAAAGUGAAUGAUUUAAACUCUGCACAAAUUCCUGGAAUUGAAUACUUGCGUAUGGAAUUCUCAUGCAACCGAGAUUACUAUUCUUUUAUGUCUCAGUAUAAAUCAUCUGAAAUUACGAUCAUCAAACUGGCCACUAAGCUACUUCCAGAGGCUGCGUUCAAGAAAGGAAUAGAAUGGCUAGAUAGCAUUAUUUAUCAGUCAAAUGAAGAUGAUGGAAGCCAUUCUUACACCGUCGACUCUACGCUAUAUAUUCAGUGGGAAGCUGUCGCAUGCUAUUUAGAAAAGAUGAUAGGGAUUCUUUUUGUCGCGGAUAGCAGUACGAAGCCUUCAAUAGCUAUGUGUAACGAAAUGAUUUCGGUAUUGCUAAGGUGUAAAAUAAAGAUAUUUGACGUUGCUAGCAGAUCCUUUGAAGCCCAAGAAAAACAAGCGGCUAGAAAUGAAAAUUGGGUUGCUGUUCGCAGAAAAGCUACGGGACUUCUAGUAAAAUUAUCGAAACAAUAUCCUCAAUUCUUAUUGCCGUUAUAUGAUGAUUUAGUAACCGCAAUUAAACCCUUACUAAAUCGGGAGCUGUCAAUACUACGAGUUACUGACUAUUGUAAUUUGAUCGAAUCAUUAUUAUUACUGAGUAAUAUUUUUUACAAUUUCGACCGCCACUGUUUCCUAAUCCACGAUUUACUAACUUCUGUUCGAACUGUUUGGUUGUCUACUGAAAUUAGAACUGGUUUUUCAACGCCGAGUGCUUUUUUGAAUUACAUUGGCUUCGAUUCACCAGAUACAACUCACGUUCAAACAGAGUGUUUAAAAAAUCGUUUGAAGAUUAAUUAUUGUUUGAGUAUCAUUUUAACAACUUUGAAAGCCGUUGAGAUACCAUCUCCAAUGACUUCUGAAGCUGCUACUCAAUACAUUCAUGGCAAUUUUGAAGAUGGUUCACCAAGAUACCGUUUACCGCAUGCGGAAUCGAUUUAUCCGCUUCUGGAUAACAUUAUGGUUUUGACAAGGUUGUUAAAUUCAUUAUACGAUGAUAACGUACAAAAGAAAUCCCAGUCCUUUAAUUUAUCCUAUAUCGAUCUUCGGCUUUGUGAGAAAAUUCAGUUAUUAGGUAUCCAUUCUCCACCGCUAGACAACGAAGAGUUGCUCCCGAUUGAUCCAAAAUUAAUCAAUUCCAAAAGUGCAGCGCAAAAUUUUUUUUUUCGAAUAUAUGAAAAUUGUAUUAUACAUGUUAGCGAACAAGAAGAUCAAGUUGAAAUUGACAAUCCUCUAAAUGAAGAGAUCCUUAAAAAUAAUUUACUUCAUAGUGCUAGCAAGGAAUUUGCAGAAUUUUUAGGAAUGUGCUUAACUUGCAACGGAAGCAAUUCAACAACUGGUGAAAGUGAAGGAAAAGCUGAGCUAUCAAAAGAUACCAAUAAUCUUGGGCAACUGGGCUUACUUAUGCUGCAAGAUAAGGGAUUACAAAUUCAUGGGUCUAAUAAUAACGCGAGGCAAUCGCUUAUCCACUUGAGCGCUAGAUUAUACGAACUAGGGAGAAAUAGGUAUCCAUCAUUGAAAAAUUUACUUUUAAAGAUACCUGGAAACUCCGUAGAGAGUAUUGAGCAUUUUGAUACGAUAUUGCCAACUAUAUCGGAAAGAAAGAAGAAGGAUAAAAUCUUCAAGGAACUGGUUAAUAAUGUUAUCGGGAAAGAUAUCAGCGAUCUAUUUAAGCGAGAAUUUAUUUCGACUGAAUACAUGCUACCACCACAGCAACGAAAGACUAAAAAAGUGGAUAGCGGUGACGUCUUGGAUUCAGAUAGUUCUAAUAAUAUUUUACUCAGCCUAUUUUCUUAG